AUGGCUACUGAUUCAGGAGAGCCAGCUAGCACAGAAGAUUCUGAGAAACCUGAUGGAGUUUCAUUGGAAGACAGAGCUCCUCAGCUUGCAGCAACUUUGACAGUGGAAGCUAGACUAAAAGAAAAAAAUAGUACCUUCUCUGCUUCUGGGGAAACUACAGAAAGGAAGAGAUUCUUCCGAAAGAGUGUUGAGAUGAUGGAAGAUGAUAAAGUUGCUGCAUCUUCCUCCAAAGAUGAGAGAAUGAAGACCACAACCAAUAUUCCAAGAGUAGAAAAACUUCCUACAAAUGUGCUAGGAGGUGGACAAGAAGUUAAAUAUGAACAGUGUUCAAAGGCAACUUCAGAGUCCUCAAAAGAUUGUCUCAAGGAGAAAAGUGAAAAGGAAAUGGAAGAAGAAGCAGAAAUGAAGGCUGUAGCUACUUCUCCUAGUGGGAGGUUCCUGAAAUUCGACAUUGAGCUGGGAAGAGGAGCAUUUAAAACAGUAUAUAAAGGAUUGGACACUGAAACAUGGGUUGAGGUUGCUUGGUGCGAGCUGCAGGAUCGGAAAUUAACCAAAGCUGAGCAGCAAAGGUUCAAGGAAGAAGCAGAAAUGUUAAAGGGUCUCCAACAUCCCAAUAUAGUUCGAUUUUAUGAUUCCUGGGAAUCUAUAUUAAAAGGAAAGAAAUGUAUUGUAUUGGUGACUGAACUUAUGACAUCAGGAACUUUAAAGACGUACUUAAAACGAUUUAAAGUCAUGAAACCAAAGGUCUUAAGGAGCUGGUGCAGGCAAAUUUUAAAGGGGUUGCAGUUCUUGCACACUAGGACUCCUCCCAUUAUUCACCGGGAUCUGAAGUGUGACAAUAUUUUCAUCACGGGACCCACUGGAUCUGUGAAGAUUGGUGAUCUAGGCCUGGCCACCUUAAUGCGAACAUCAUUUGCUAAGAGUGUCAUAGGGACUCCUGAGUUUAUGGCCCCAGAGAUGUAUGAAGAGCACUACGAUGAAUCUGUAGAUGUCUAUGCUUUUGGAAUGUGUAUGCUGGAAAUGGCUACUUCAGAGUACCCUUAUUCUGAGUGCCAGAAUGCAGCUCAAAUAUACCGUAAAGUAACUAGUGGCAUAAAACCAGCCAGUUUCAAUAAAGUCACUGAUCCUGAAGUGAAAGAAAUCAUUGAAGGAUGUAUUCGCCAAAACAAAUCAGAAAGGUUGUCUGUCAGGGACCUACUAAACCACGCAUUUUUUGCUGAGGAUACAGGACUGAGGGUGGAAUUAGCAGAGGAAGAUGACUGCUCAAAUUCAUCCUUGGCCUUAAGACUCUGGGUUGAAGACCCUAAAAAAUUGAAAGGCAAGCACAAAGACAAUGAAGCUAUUGAAUUCAGUUUCAAUUUAGAAACAGAUACCUCUGAGGAAGUAGCGUAUGAAAUGGUCAAGUCAGGAUUCUUCCACGAAAGUGAUUCCAAGGCUGUUGCUAAGUCCAUUAGAGACCGGGUCACCCUGAUAAAGAAGAUGAGGGAGAAGAAGCCAGCUGGCUGUUUGGAAGAACGCAGGGAUUCCCAGUGCAAGUCUGCAGGGAAUGUACUCCCUCAGCCCCAGAAUACAACUUUGCCCCCUGCUCCUGCUCAGCACACUGGGGCUGAAUGUGAAGAAACUGAAGUUGAUCAACAUGUUCGACAACAGCUUCUACAGAGAAAACCCCAGCAGCAUUGCUCCUCUGUUGCAGGUGACAAUUUGUCUGAGGCAGGAGUUGGAUCUGUUGUACACUCAGAUACUUCAAGUCAGCCCAGUGUAGCCUAUUCCUCAGACCAGAUGAUGGUUUCCAACAUCCCACAGGCUGAAAUUAAUGUUCCAGGGAUGAUUUUUCCAUCCCAGCAGCUAGUAGGACAUUACCAGCAGAUUUCAGGGUUGCAACAGCAGCCAAAGCUGACUCAGCCCCACAUUUUGCCUUUGGUUCAAGGUCAGUCCACUGUUUUGCCUGUGCAUGUCCUUGGACCUCCGGUUGUCUCACAACCCCAGGUUUCCCCAUUAACUGUCCAGAAAGUCUCACAGAUAAAGCCUGUAUCCCAGGCAGUUGGAAUUGAACAAGCAACUCUUCUAAAACCAGAUUUAGUUAGAAGUUUGAACCCUGAUGUGGCAGCUGUGAAAGAAAACAUCAAUACCCCUGAUAACCCAUGUGGAAAUGGCAAACAAGAUCGGAUCAAACAAAGAAGAGCUUCCUGUCCUCGACCAGAAAAGGGGACUAAGUUCCAACUUACUGUCCUUCAGGUAUCAAUAUCUGGAGACAAUAUGGUGGAGUGUCAACUGGAGACACACAACAACAAGAUGGUCACCUUCAAAUUUGAUGUUGAUGGUGAUGCACCAGAGGAUAUUGCAGACUAUAUGGUUGAAGAUAACUUUGUGCUAGAAAGUGAGAAAGAAAAAUUUGUAGAAGAAUUGAGGGCUAUUGUAGGUCAAGCCCAGGAGAUCCUUCAUGUCCACUCUGCUGCAGAUAGAGCCAUCGGAAUUGACUCUAUUAUUGUGGAAUCCAACAAUAGCCAAACAGGAUCAUCUGAACAAGUACAGAUAAAUUCUGCAUCCACUCAAACCAGCAAUGAAUCUGCUCCACAGUCAUCCCCAGUUGGUCGGUGGCGAUUCUGUAUCAAUCAAACAAUAAGAAACCGUGAGGCUCAAUCGCCUCCUACUCUUCAGCAGUCUAUAUCUACAGUUCCUGGACUGUCUCUGCUUCCUGGUCCAAGAACCACAAGUAAUAAGGAAAUAUCACAGGACACAGUGCCCACUCUAGAAAGUAAUCCAUGCCAGCGUGUACUUUUUGCCUCCAAAUCAGAACUCAAGGAUGUAGUUGAUGGUAAGAUUUCUGAAUAUGCCAGUGUAGAAACUAAGCAGCCAGCUAUAUUGUAUCGAGUGGAAGAUGACAGGCAGAUAAUGGCACGAGUUACUAGUAGUUCAAGUUAUACUGCUACUUCAGUUCGUGCAGUUCCAGUUGAAUGUGAGGGACUCACCAACCGAGCAGGCAUAUUUCUGCCUGUAUAUCCAUGUCACCAAGCUGCCAGUCAGGCUGAUGUACCUAUGGUCCCUCCUGGCGAGUCAACUCAGAUUGCUGGUAACUCUGUUACAACUCUGGCAUUUAUAUCUGAUCAAAAGCCUCAAUCCUUAGCAGUGCAGCAGCCAACUAUGGAUACAGAGUUUAUUUCCCAAGAAGGAGAAACCACAAUGAACACUGAAGCAAGUUCUCCUAAGAUGGUCAUUCCCACUCAGACCCCUGGCCUUGAACUGACUACCCUUCUACCCACUACUAUCCUGGAAUCAGAUGGGGAAAGACCUCCAAAAAUGGAGUUUGCAGACAACCGAAUUAAAACUCUGGAUGAAAAAUUAAGAAACUUGCUCUAUCAGGAGCAUAGCAUAUCUAGCAUCUAUCCUGAGAGUCAGAAGGAUACCCAAAGCAUAGACUCUCCAUUUUCUUCCUCUGCUGAAGAUACGCUUUCAUGCCCAGUGCCAGAAGUCAUAGGCAUCAGUCACAGUGGAAUUCAAGAUAGUCCUGCACAGUCCCCUAAUUUUCAGCAGACAGGCUCUAAGAUUCUGUCCAAUGUGGCUGCAAGUCAGCCUGCUAACAUAUCAGUAUUCAAAAGGGACCUGAAUGUGAUAACUUCUAUACCCAGCGAAUUAUGUUUACAUGCGAUGUCCCCAGAUGCUUCACUGCCAGGGGAUCCAGAGGCCUAUCCUGCUGCUGUGUCAAGCGGUGGAGCCAUUCAUCUGCAGACAGGAGUGGAAACAGAAGAUAUGAGAUCAGCAGUUGCUCCUGAUCCCAUUCCCCUGACGGGAGAGUCCAUGGCUGAUACUAGGGCUUUGAGUAGAUGUAAAGCAAUGAGUGGAUCAUUUCAGCGGGGUCGGUUCCAGGUGAUUACAGUUCCUCAGCAGCAGUCAGUGAAAGUAACAUCUUUUGGAAUAGAACACACACCAGCAUUCAAAAAAAUGACAACCCAUUCUAGUGAAGAAGCUCUAGUCUUUACAGACAGAGCAAAGCCUCAAUUAGUGGAAAUGGAACAUGCCAUGCACAAUCCACAAACUUCACUUUCUUCUCAGAAGUUACAAGCUCUUCAUGAGACCUUCAAAGAAGGGAAAAGAAUUCCCAAACAAGGAGACAACUUCUCAUCUUUCAGCACAGCUUGUGAGACUGAUGUAUCUUCAAUGACCCCAGAAAAAGAAUUGGAAGAGAACUCAGCCAUGGGAAGUAGUAUCCAUUCUGGACUUGAACUGUUGCUUAAGGAGAGAGAGAUACUUACUGCUGGUAAACAGCCUAGCUCUGAUAGUGAAUUUUCAGCCACUCUUGCUGGCAGAGGGAAGUCAGUGGCAAAGACUGGUCCAGAGAGUGAUCAGUGCUUACCCCUCCGUGAAGAAAAAGCCUAUAACCAAACACAGAGCUCACUCUUCUAUUCACCAUCUUCUCCAAUGAGCAGUGAUGAUGAGUCAGAAAUAGAGGAUGAGGAUUUGAAGGUGGAGCUUCAGAGAUUACGAGAAAAACACAUUCAGGAGGUGGUAAAUCUUCAAACCCAGCAGAAUAAGGAGCUGCAGGAGCUCUAUGAACGCCUUCGGGCAUUUAAAGAUAGCAAAAUCCAAUCAUCAGAGGUUCCUGGGCCACCUUCAUCACCGCGGAGACCAAGAUCUUUCAAAAGCAAACUUCGUAGCCGCCCACAGUCCUUGACACAUGUGGAUAGUGGCACAGCUGCUACAGAUCCAUUGUGUGUGGAAAGUAAUGUAGCAUCAUGCCAGCAAUCUCCAGCUAGUAAAAAAGGGAUGUUCACAGACGACUUACAUAAACUGGUGGAUGACUGGACAAAGGAAACAGUAGGAAAUUCUCUUAUUAAGCCAAGUUUAAACCAACUCAAACAGAGUCAACACAAACUAGAGUCAGACAACUGGAACAAAGUAUACGAGAAUACUCCAUCUACUAUGGGCUACACACCAACAUGGAUUUCUUCUCUGUCCCAAAUCCGUGGAGCUGUCCCAACCUCCUUGCCACAAGGACUCCCACUCCCUUCAUUUCCUGGGCCAUUACCAUCAUAUGGAAUGCCCCAUGUUUGUCAAUAUAAUGCUGUGGGGGGGCCAGGGUACCCAGUACAGUGGGUAGGAAUUUCAGGAACACCGCAACAGUCUGUAGUAAUUCCUACUCAAUCUGGGGGACCAUUCCAGCCGGGAAUGAAUUUACAGGCGUUUCCAGCUUCAUCAGUGCAGAAUCCAUCCGCGAUCCCUCCUGGUCCCAAAUGAAUCAGAGUAGAGAUGAAGAAAAGGGAGAUUUUUUUUUCAGAAUUAUUUUCAGGACACCUAAGAUACUAAAUGUUCUUCUUCGUUCUGCCAUAUUUCCCCUCAUUUGAGUUUACUUUCCACUGAAUUUUUGUUGUUGUUCCAUUAUGGUAUUUUAUAUAGCUCAUCAUUCUGUAGAACUGUGCAGUUUGUACAUAGAGCACUGCACACAGAAAUGAUUUUUCACUUCAGAUCCUAUCCUCUUUGAUACUUGAUUUUUUAAAAAUACCGUUCAGAAUGCUUUAAUAAGCUCAGCUUGAGCAUUACCAUUUCCAGGACACUUUCCAUGAAUUGCUGAGAAGCCCCCAUUUUUUACUGCUGCUAUCUGCAGCUGGAUGAUACUUUAAAAUGUAUAAAAACUAUUUAAAUUGAUAUUCCCCAAACGUGGAUGAAGUGAGACCCUCCAACAGCCGGAGUUUUAUGGGAUUCUUCACAUGUUUAUCUUAGGUUUACCUUUCCCAGAAGGCAGGGUAACUUGCUGCAGGAAACGUUUUGGUAUAUGAAAUUAGAAUAACUUUGUCAACCAAUAUAGACCAUGAGCCCUUUUUAAUGUGAUUUUCUUCCCGUCGUCACAGCAGGAGGAGUGAAGCCUUGUUUUAGGUGAGGCGGAGAGAAAGGAAAAAACAGAACUGUAACAGUUCCUUGAUUCUGCAGAUACUGUAGCUGCUUUAGGAUUUCAAUAGUAAUUCAAAGCAGCUAUCUCCUUGUUUCUCAUGUGCACACUACAUUGUUUUUGAGCAUCUGAGAG
Messenger RNA from Enhydra lutris kenyoni (northern sea otter), 6016 nucleotides. Its product is annotated as WNK lysine deficient protein kinase 3. The record is from RefSeq and is a predicted model, not a curated record. The transcript is spliced from 22 exons. Lineage: Eukaryota; Metazoa; Chordata; Mammalia; Carnivora; Mustelidae. Gene Ontology annotation, cellular component: cytoplasm; cytosol. The coding region runs from base 1 to 5232 and encodes 1743 amino acids. Gene Ontology annotation, biological process: negative regulation of sodium ion transport; monoatomic ion homeostasis; protein phosphorylation. Gene Ontology annotation, molecular function: protein serine/threonine kinase activity; potassium channel inhibitor activity; ATP binding.